This is a messenger RNA of Crotalus tigris (Tiger rattlesnake), 1592 nucleotides long. RefSeq lists its product as uncharacterized. Gene Ontology annotation, molecular function: transmembrane signaling receptor activity. NCBI's taxonomy places the organism in Eukaryota, Metazoa, Chordata, Lepidosauria, Squamata, Viperidae. The record is from RefSeq and is a predicted model, not a curated record. Bases 215 to 1270 code for a protein of 351 amino acids. Gene Ontology annotation, biological process: cell surface receptor signaling pathway. The transcript has 7 exons.
AAGGCUUUGGUGUGGUGAAGGAGGCCGGGGGGCCGAGCUGCGUCCUGGGCUGGGAGGGCGUGGGUGUGAUGUCCUCGGUGGGGAUGACGCAGUUCCUCCCUUGGCCGUUGAGUUGGAGGACUGACUCGAGAGAAGUUGCAGCUCUUCAUCUCUCUGGGGAAGGAAGAAGAGAGCGACAGAGACCAACAACAUCUCCUUCCCAGGAAUCCUGAAGAUGGAGACCAUCACUUGGAUAACAGUUCUUUUGUGGGUGAACCUGGGAGCAGGUUCGUGGACAGAUUCAUCUCCAACUACGAGACUCUCCUUGUCUCCUCCACACAGCAUCUUUACUCGAGGAGAGCGGAUGACCUUGAUAUGUUCCGUUCCAGACAGAUAUCAGCCACUUAUUUUCGUUUUCCAUUGUAAAAAUGAAUCAGGUUCUUCCAUCCUCAACAAAACUCAUCAAGAAAAUACAUGGAAUAUCAACAUCUCACAUCUGAAUGGAACCAAGAAGCUUAUUUGCAAUUGCAGUUCAAAAUCCCUCAAUUUAACAAAAUUCUAUUCUUCUCCUUUUAGUAGUUCCAGGGAGAUUUUGGUUGUUGAUACCCCUCCUCCCCCACGGUUUAAAUUCGAUCCUUUGACCCAGACCAUGAAGGAAGGUGACUGUCUGAUCCUCCUCUGCUCGGUUGAAGGAGGCAUCAGGGAGAAGAAGUUCCAUUUCUACAAAGAUGGGGUGGAGAUCACCUCCAGCCAGGAAUGUCUUCAGAAGGGCUCCAGCGAACCUGCAGAUCUUCUUCAAAGUGGCUCUCUGAGAAUCCUGAGUGACCAUUCCACCCACAGGGGGGAAUUUGCUUGCCGUUAUGCAGAAAAGAGAAGCAACCGAUGGCUCAUGUCUUCUUGGAGCCAGGGGCUGAACAUAACAGUCUGGACCAAAGAUCCAGACCCUGUGUGGAGGUAUUCCUGGAUAGCGAUUUCUUUGAUAAUCCUGCUGUUUCCAGUUGCCUUUUAUGGCUGGAAGAAGAAGAAGCAGAAUAAGAACAUACCAUCCUCGGAAAGACUGAAAGCCAAGGAAAACGAAGCAGAAAAAGGGGACCAUGGGACGCCGCGUCGUCAAGCCACUGCGGCCCCUGUCAAGGAAUCAGAGAUCAUCUACAGCGUCUUUCAGAUCUCCUCCACUCUAUCUUCACCUGGGCCAGAGAUGGAGGACUACCUCCCACCAGAGGAAGAAAUGGGGGUGUUGUACAGUGACCUCCUCUUUCCCCAAAAAGCAAGAAAACACAGAGCAUGCUGACUUCAUCAAAAUGCAACAAUACAUGACUUUUACAGACAACGUUUCUUACGUCGUUUUUGCAAAAGGCGUUUAGGACUUAGACAGUUUUAGAGAAGCGCAUUGUUCAAAGUAUAAAUGUGUGGUUAAUCUAGCCGAGUGUGACUAAGACAAAUUUGCUAGGGGAAAAAAAAAAGUGCACGUAUAGCAUUCCUUGCUCUGUCCUCCCAUCCCAUUUCAAUGACCCCGCAAAAUAGAUUGAGAGAGAAUCUAUUUAAGAGAGAAUAAGAAAGUCAAUUUGGUUUAGCGGUUAAGGUGUCAAAGCUAGAAACGGGGAGCAAUUUAA